Molecule: messenger RNA, 6306 nt
Organism: Triplophysa dalaica
Lineage: Eukaryota; Metazoa; Chordata; Actinopteri; Cypriniformes; Nemacheilidae
Gene: rp1
Product: oxygen-regulated protein 1
Exons: 4
Coding region: 1-6306 (2101 amino acids)
Biological process (GO): intracellular signal transduction; photoreceptor cell development; retina development in camera-type eye
Cellular component (GO): axoneme
Source: RefSeq, a predicted model, not a curated record
AUGAGCACAGUGCCCUUUAAUGAUGUGUCCCCUGGAAGCAUGCACACACUGGUCUCCAGGCACCUACUGCUCAACUCAGACCCUGCUACCUCUAAGAGGGUGUGCUUUUACAAGAGUGGGGACCCCCAGUUCACUGGACACCGAAUGGUCAUAAACAGCCGCACUUUUAAAACCUUUGAUGCCCUUCUAGACGCCCUCUCCAAAAAAGUGCCUCUGUCAUUUGGGGUUAGAACCAUCACUACUCCCAAAGGGAUACAUGCUGUCCGUACCCUUGAUGAUCUGCAGGAUGGGGCCUCCUAUCUGUGCUCAGAUCUUAGGAAAGUCAAGCCUUUUAACCUGGACGAGGUUCACAAAACACAGGUCCCUUGGAACAGUACCAGACCUGUUAUUUCAGGACAUCAAGCACGCAGAGCUCUGGUACGGCAGCUAGUGAAGCGAGGGGAAGGGACCACAAGGGCGGUAAAGAUGCCUGAAAACAGUGUGGUUGUGAGGACACCAAAAAGGCUGACGGUAUAUAAAAACAAGGAUCCAAGCAUUAGAAGGGUAAUUGUUCUUCAGAGGAGAACAGCCCCAAAUUUUGAAGCCCUGAUGGAUUAUCUUUCAAAAGUGAUGCAGUUCCCUGUUCUGAAGCUUUACACAGAAGAUGGCAGAAAAGUUGAUGGACUUCCUGCUCUCAUUUUGUGCUCUGGGAUUGUCGUGGCAGCUGGUAAUGAACCCUUUAGAAUGGGUACCCACAAUCUCCAAUCUCCCACUAAAACCAUACGGUCCAACAUAUCUGAAUACCUGGGUCCAACACAAGCAAAGAUACUUUUAGAAGAAAAAAACAAACCAUCUGCGCCUAUUUCAAGAUCAAGGAAUUUCUCUUUAUCCUCAGAGCGCUACCUCGUGGAGCAGAUCAAUAAGUCACUAAAUGGAAGUCUGUCAGAGCACAAUUGUCAAAAGACAGAAUCAAUGAAGACCGAAGACAGUCAGCCAAAAGGACAAGAAGAGAACUGUGACUCUAUGGCUAGUGUGGAAAAGAGAAAUCACCCCAUCAUGCCUACAGAAGACGACAUUGAGAAAUCAUUCCGGGUCAAUGAGGACGGCAGUAUGACAGUGGAGAUGAAGGUGCAUCUUACUAUAAAACAAGAAGAAAUGGUCCAUUGGACAACGACACUAAGCCGUUCCACUGUUAACAACCAGCAGAGGGCAGUGGGCACUUCCAAGCCGGGAUCAGGCGUGAACUCAUUAGACAUCGCCAAUGACUCAGGCAAAGAGUCGAAUGGGCCUCAUAGCCUAGAAUGUAAGGAAAUGAACACCCCCAGUGACAAAUCCGUAGGGUUCAUUGAGGAGGAACGAGAAAUUUUCGACAAGGCUGUUUCUCAGACGUCUGAAAAGCUUAAACCAACUUACAGAAGGCUUCCCACUCCAGGUCACAGACAACAGAGGAAAAAGACAUCAAUUUCAGAGACUGAAGUACAGGAGAGUACAGUGGGUGCAUACUCGUACAUGGAGCGCACCGCACAUCGAAAAUUGACAGAAGGGUACUGUGUGGUGAGUCGUAGCAGCAGCACCAGGGAUUUGUCAAAACCCAGGAAUAGGGAGUCAGGAGAUAUCGAGCAGAAGUCGUCUCACUCCUUCAGAUCCUCAGGUGUGGCCGAGGUUCUUCAGCUAAAACACAACGUUACAAUGGGAAUUACAGAGGCCGUGCAGCACAUAUAUGAGUCGCAGGGCACGUGUGACAAUUACUAUGCAAAUACACAAGUUGAUGUGGAAAAUAAACCUGAAUACUGUACAAAAGCUUUGUCACGCAGCGGGCCAAGCUCGACAGACUCAGGACCCCGGUCGUCCAGUAAUGACUGCGAUGUGGAUCUCACCAGCCAAUCCACAAGCUCCAAGUCUGGAGACGGUGGAAGAAAUGACAUGCUGUCAUUGUCAUCUGCUUCUUCAACACCUACAAAAAUGAUAAGCAACAAUCCCCAAAUCCUCAGUGACAACGCUCAACUGGCUUCAGGAGAGUGCAGGUCCACUGAAUCUACAGAAAAUAGAAUGUUGCAGCCAAUAGAUGAAGACUAUAAUGAUAUGAGGAUUAUUGGUAAUAAAAAUAAAAAUACUCCAAUGUCAAAAAAGUCAAAGCAGAGCACUUCUGAAUCAUCUGGGCUUGGGAAAAGAAUCAAGGGCAUUCCAAGUUCUUCAAAAGGUCUCCAAAUGACAUAUACUUCUGACACAUUGAGCCACACAGAAUCAGAGAAAAAGACACAAGGUUCAGCAGAAAGGGCUAAACACAACAAUGGAAGAGAUCAAAAUAAAAAGACCAAGACGUUCGAAGGUACACCAAAAAUUAGAAGUUUGAAUCUCAAAAGAAGGUCAGAAAAAGAACUAAAAUCAAAAACAAUCAAAGACAUCUCUCAUAAAGUAAACACCAAUGAUUGUGUCUCUCUAGCGCCCACUUUAAAAUCAAAUGUCUUGGACAACAGAUCAGCAGCCCAUCCAGCACCAUUAAAAAAGAUGCUGCCAAAGCAGCGGUCAAUGAAUGGCACGAAAUCAAAAGCCUCCACACAAAAACAGAAGUUGAGUGAGAGUGUGUCAUUGCCUGUGCUACAGUCAUCUCCCUCCAAUGUGAAUCAAUACGUUGAAAAUUGGCUGCAGAAAAUUCAACCAGACUCCAUGCCCUAUGAUGACGACAUAGAGCAGGUGGAGAGCGUACCAAGGGCGGUUUUCGAGAUCGGCAGCGAAUCUGGAGACAGCUCUGAGAUUAAAAGCGAACCUAAAAAAGAUAGCAUAGUGGAUGAAGAGCCUUCACUUGAACAUAAUGCUGUAGAGAGGCCUUCACUUGAACAUGAUGCUGUGGAGAGGCCUGCACCUGUACAAAUAAGAUGUGAAGGAGAGCCACUCGAGGCCCAAAGACUGAGAGGCUUUUGUAAAUCUAUGCCAAGUGUGAGAGUACUUCCUGCUGAAAAGGAAAACCAUGUGAGAAUGCACAAGUCGUCUGAGAACUUGGCUCCGCCUGACCCUUGCACUGGGGCUAGGAUGUCACAAAGCACAGAUGUUAAUACUGGGUCAGGUGUGAAACCAGUUUUGAAACAGUUAUGUUUGUCAAUUCAGUCCAUCAGACGGGCUUCGAGUCAAACCCACUUGGCACCCACUGUGAUGGAAAAGUCCAGUAGCCUCCCAGACUUUUCAUCUCAGGUGGCCUCUGCUUUUGGUUCUCCAACUAGAGCUUUUCUUUCCUUUUUGUCUCUGAUGACACUAAGAGAUGGAAAAUCCAUCCUUAGCAAAGACGAACCACAAGCCAGCUCCUCGGAGGCCAUACAGUUGAUGCAGUCCUUAGAAAAAAUAUCUAAUAUUAAUGACGAGGAAGAGCUUAAGGCAAGUUUGACAAGUCUUCAAAGUUCAACCUCCUCACGAUUAAAACAGAGCUGGAGAGAUUUCCAGGAGAGAAAUUUGUUUGGAGAGAGUCCACCGCUGUCACCGAGACAAUCUGAGCAAGAGUUUGCGCUAGAUGUGGAAUCAGGAGAAGAGGGGGAGGAACAGUACGAAGAGCAUGAUUUUGAUAUAGAGCAGUUAAUGGACGAACUGAACAUGUCUGGUGAUCUUCGCCAAGAGAUUUCCUCUCUUAUUGAAGGAGAUCUUAAAAGUCAAACAAAUUUGAACAAUGGUGAAAAUGAUGAAAAUGAGGAUGGCUCAGUGAAUGGUAGUUUGGGGAAAGCUGCGGAUAUGGAAAUGGAAAAAGACUAUUGUGAGGAGAAUGUUGGCAUAGAGAAUGACACAACCAAAGAUGAAAUAACUGAUGAUCCAAAAGAAACUGCAGAUAACAACCAGAUAAACACAGAGACAGAAAUGGUAAUUUAUGGAGACUCUGAGAGUAGAGAUGUAGAAAAAAGCCAUUUCCAGACAUCUCAACAAAAUUUCUCAGAUAUUGCUAGAGAAGACCUUUCUGAUAAACAUAACAACAUGUCUCAAGAUGAAAACAAUAUUACAGCAGACAUUAAAGAUGGAGGCGGCAACAAAGAGGAGGAAGCUAACAUUCUGCCAGAUGACAAUAUGGAUGACAUAUCAAAACAAAAGGUAACAGAUUUAGCAGGAGAUGACCAGUUCUCUGUUGACCAGGGCAUCUUGUCUGAAAGAGAUAACAACAUGAAACCAUAUAAUCGAGAAGUAAGUGAGCCUAACGAAGAGCAGGACACCACUCAGAGUAUCAAGGAACAUUCUGAACAGUCAGAUGUCUCAGAACCUGAUGUUGCAGAUGUCACAUCAGAACAAAAGGUCACAGAUUUAACUGGAGAGGAACAGUUUGAUUUCUCUGAUGACCAGGACAUUGUAUCUGAAAGAGAGAAUAACACGACACCAGAUGAUCUAGAAGAAAGGGAUGCAAAUGAAGAGCAGGACACCAUUCAGGGCAUCAAGGAGUAUUCUGAACAUUCAGAUGUUUCAGAACCUGACAUUACAGAUGGCACAUCAGAACAAAAGGUCACAGACUCUUCUAGAAACAAACAGCUUGAGUUGUCUGAUGGCCAGGAAAAUGUGUGUGAAGGUGAUAACACAGCAACACCAGACGAUACGGAAGAAAGAGACAACCUUCAGAACUCGAGGGAACAUAGCGAGCAGUCAGAUGUUUCAGAACCAGACGAUCUAUGUUUAGCAUCAGUAACCAAGUGUGUGGAGUUUCCAGAUAAAGAAAGUGAACUUAAUGAGGACAAUGAAUUCAGUACAAGUGAAAUACGAGUGCAGGACUGUUUUAGAGAGGAAACAGAUCAUUCUGAUUUUGAGGAAGGUGGUGGUGAUGAUGAAGAAGGGAUGCAGGAAGAAGAAGAAAACAAGUCCAUCUUAGCAGAAUGUGAUAUAGAGUCACAAAACUCCCAACAAUCUUCAUCACAUCAUUGUGAUGCCCAGAGUAAACACUCAGUGGAUGUAUGCGAAUCAGGUAGCCAAGACGAUGAGGUCAUGUCUCCAGAUGCUAAACAUGCUAUGCCAGAGAUGUCAGAAAUUUUGUGGGAGGGAGGAAAGGUGAUAAUGAGGCUUUAUGAGGAAGACAGCCACACAGACAAAAAUGAAACUCCUGCUGAGCUCUGCGAUCAGGAGUACCAUAUGCCUGAUUUCCCACAACACUCUUUUAUUUUUAAAGAUGAUAUGAAUAACUUUGCUGAAAGAAAGUCAUGCAGCAGUAUGAAAACAAAUUCAAGUGAAGAAAAGUUCGAAAAUUUGGGGAUGGAACAUGGGUAUCAUUAUUUACUACGUCCGACAGAGAUCUCACAAGAGCUGAUAGACUUAAUAAACUCGGCCUUGUUGUCUUCCACGCUUACCGUCAAAUAUGAUUCAAAUGGCAACCUCAAAAUAGAGCCAGACAAACGCAAAAUUAGGGAGAUGUUCAGACCUCAACAUAGUUCAGAUGACCAGUAUGGCAAAAAAAACCUUCCAAGCCCUUACACAUCUGAUCUGUCGGAUUACAGACCUGAGACAUCAAACAACAGUGGACUCCAGUCGCAGGCCUCGAUGGAGCUGUUAACCGAGAGCGAUGAUGAAGAAAAAAGAUUACGAAUCUUUAAAGAAGUCUUGAAACAAAGCUCUGAGAACCCACAAAACCACAUGAUGGACAGUAGCUCUGUGAAAUCUUCUCCCAUUUCAAGUUUGAACAGCAAUAACAGUCUAAACUUUAUUCAAGAUAACAAAAGUGUUUUACCCGAACCACAGUACAACAGACAAACUUCACACCGCAGAAACUCUGCACAGUGCGUGACCAUAAGCGGAGACGUGGACUCUGAAGAGGGCGUGUUGAUUGACAAAGGCAGGUGGCUCCUGAAAGAAAACCAUCUCAUUCGUAAAUCUCCUCCAAUGCCCAUGGGAAUGUAUGGAAAUGGGGAAACCACGUCGACCGACACGGGUUUGGACAACGUAAGCGAAGACGCACCAUAUCCACAUUAUGAGAACCAAGCACCCCUCGCUGUAAUAUCCUCCUCUGAGCUAGAAGAUCUGGCUAAACCUUGUACACCCAAGUGUAUGUACUUCAAUGUUCCACACAGCAGUGGCUCGGAUCUUCUAUCGGAUGCCCAAAGCCUGGGUGGAGGAAGUUCAAGGAGGAACAAGGAGCUUAAGGUGUCACCAAUGGGAGAGUCUUCCAAAAUGUGGGCAAAGAAAAAUGGAAGUCUGUCUUCAUUUGCCUCUGUCGAGUUCAAACUUCCUGAUGGGAAAGUUCAUCCACAAAAUGGGCCGGUGUCUGGUGCUGUGAAUACUAAAACAUCUCACAGCAUAGACAGUAGAACAAUGCAAGAGGAGGAGACCAGGGUGGGCUUAAAUCUCAGGUGUGGGCAACACUGCCCAAUACUGUAG